This is a messenger RNA of Haliotis rufescens (red abalone), 1792 nucleotides long. RefSeq lists its product as uncharacterized. The transcript has 2 exons. Lineage: Eukaryota; Metazoa; Mollusca; Gastropoda; Lepetellida; Haliotidae. The record is from RefSeq and is a predicted model, not a curated record. Bases 151 to 1032 code for a protein of 293 amino acids.
GGCCGAGGUAGUUUGGCAGGGCGAAGUGACACACAGCACAGGUGAAUAAAAUUCAGCGUUUUCUGUCGUCUGUCAACAACAGAUAUUAAUCUGUAUAGUAGCGGGGGUGUUGAAGUGCUGUCUUCAGUGCCAGCUGACACUUGGAGCGACAUGUCCCAGAAACCCAAGCGGAAACAUGCAGCGAUGACGGCAGAAGUGGUGCCAGUCCCAUCAUCAGUGGUGGCAGCAGCGGCAGCGGUGGUGGCGGAAGGAGGGCACAAUGAUGAACCGUCAUCCCAGCCUGAGAAGAAACCAAAGAAAGAACAACCUUCAACAUCCAAAGAAGACCGAAGAUCACUUGAAGAAAUCACCAAACAGCUCGAAGACACGUUUGACAUCCGGCGCUCAUUCAUCACAAUUGAAAUGCCAGGAAUCCCCAUGAUUCUGGAAACAUACCCGGAUCUGUUCACGGGGAAGAAUAUGUUGUUGGAGUUCCAGAGAAUCUCCAAGAUAGACAUUGAUCACACCAUUCAGGAAUACUGUGUGAAGUUUGCACCAGGAAUUGUAGAACUGGCAAAACAUACUUCCGGAUCGGCAGCCAUUUUGAAACAAGCAGACCAAGCCAAGCAAGACAACGCUGCCUUGAAGCAGUACUGGGACAUGGUGACGGCGCUGUGUCUUAUACCACUGCUUCUGAAAGAAAACAUUGUGGAAAUGGUUCGCGAGAUCGGUGAAGAGGAUGAGGUCGAUCCACGGGGGAAGGUUGUUCCGAUUCUCAUUGCACGAGGGAGCAUCUUCAAAAGUGAUGAGUUUUUCCUGGUGGCAGAGGAAACGGUUCUGCAGGAGUUCGAAGAGUUCACGAUGGCAUUUGCAACACUGUUUUCAUCCUACUGGGUAUUUAACAUGCAGUACCCACGUACUCUGAACAAUACCUAUAACUUUGUCCAGAAAGGCAUUCUCCACUUGCGGGAUGAGACACCGAUUCCGCCCCCGUGUAAACAACUCGUACAGAAGUUACAGAAGUGGAGCAAGAUUGGAAAGGGGAAGAAGUAGGUCUGUCCAUGGUUGUCUUUGGUAGAACUGGUCCAAUGUUAGUGUAUCAUACGUUUCAUACAGACAUCGUUGGAUUGGAUUAAGGGAUUAUACAGAGAAGUAAUACGAUAUGAAGUGUGUGUUGUCUGCAAUGACGGUGUGGCAACAAAGAACUCUUUACCCUUAUCCAUCAUAUAUUUAAAGGGACGUUUUUGAUACAAAAGUUGACUGGAAUUCCCUUAUCCAGAUUGAUGCCAGCCAAUCAAAUUUGAUGAGACAGUCAAAUGCAAUCUAUGUCCCACUUUAAUAUAAAAUGCCAAAGAAUGUGUAAUUGGACAAGUCACCGCCAUUGGAAGUGUAAGCAACUUGAGUUAGUUUUGUAUUUCUGGAAAUGAUUUUAGUCCUGUGUUUGUAUCCUUGCCUGUUGAUAACUUGACCGUGUGAAACUCCACAGCCAGCAGGAGUCCUGUCUACUUGUGCCAUUUUGCCACAUCAGUGAUGAUGAUUAGCUCAACUGGUAAGAGACUGGUACAACUAUUCUAAUGGUUCAUCAUCCUACGCUCUUUCCUGGUGACAUUUUUUCGGUCUUAGAUGAGGAAAAACAAUAAGGAAUGUGGUUUCUGAACAGCUGUAAAUAUUUGUGAGAGUUAUUUAGUCCAGAAACCAAUUUUGACCAUCCACAUCAGUAGAUAUUAAAUAGGUCAAGGUCACAUGACUUUGUUACGAUUUCUGUGUGAUUAGUUUAUGGGCAAUAACUUUGACACAUAUUGAUGGAUCUGAA